CAGAGCACGCCACGCCAACGCCAUGCUCAGCGCCCAAGAGCGCGCCCACGUAACACAGGUCUGGGACCUGAUCGCCGGCCACGAGGCACCCUUCGGGGCGGAGCUUCUGCUCAGGCUCUUCACAGUGUACCCCAGCACCAAGACCUACUUUAAGCACUUGGGCGACCCCCUUGACGAGGUGCAGCUGCUGAGCCACGGACAACGCGUGCUCGAGGCGGUGGGAGUGGCCGUCCAGCACAUGGACAACCUGCGCGCGGUCCUGAGCCCGCUUGCCGACCUGCACGCACAUGUGCUGCGCGUGGACCCCACCAACUUCCCACUGCUGAUCCAGUGUUUCCAGGUGGUGCUGGCCUCCCACCUGCAGGGCGAGUUCACGGUGGAGAUGCAGGCGGUGUGGGAUAAGUUCCUGACGGGCCUGGCGGUAGUGCUGACAGAGAAGUACCGCUGAGUUCUGUGCCCCGGUCUAGGUCUGCGCAUGUCAAUAAACAUGCCUCAAAAGGCUGGA
This is a messenger RNA of Kogia breviceps (pygmy sperm whale), 505 nucleotides long. RefSeq names its product hemoglobin subunit mu. The record is from RefSeq and is a predicted model, not a curated record. NCBI's taxonomy places the organism in Eukaryota, Metazoa, Chordata, Mammalia, Artiodactyla, Physeteridae. Gene Ontology annotation, molecular function: heme binding; organic acid binding; oxygen binding. Gene Ontology annotation, cellular component: haptoglobin-hemoglobin complex; blood microparticle; hemoglobin complex. Gene Ontology annotation, biological process: oxygen transport; hydrogen peroxide catabolic process.